AUGGGGAUGUUUGUGCUACUCUCAUUACUAAUAAAAGAGCCAUUAGAUCGAACACUCAUACCAAGUAUGAUAUUAUUGGAAGGGACAAUGGGAAGGAAAGUUCAGAUAGUGUGGCCGGAAGAAAGGAAUGAAGAGGAGGCGACAGAAGCAGCCCUAGGGGAGGACUCUGAGGGUCUGGAAACUGGGGAACCUGUGUCAGGGGGUUGUUUUCAUACUAAUGGACGGGAGGUGAAUCCCCCUGCUACUACCCCGAAGGUUCUUCCGGAAACUCAAACAGAUAAUGUUGUGGAUAAGGUGGUUAGUCACCUUGAAAGGUGGCAUUAUAAAGGAGGAUACCGUCGAUUAAGAAUUUUUUCAGGGAUCAUUCCUGUUCCGGCUGGUGAAGAAACCUAUGAGAUGUGGCGUGAAGCUGCCGUACAACAUUCAGAAGAAUGGCAAUGUCCAGAGCAUAUAAGAAGACAAAGGGUGGUCGAGAGAUUACGGGGACCCGCAAUGGGGGUGAUUCAGGCAACACGCCGGAGUAACCCUACCGCCACAUUAAAAGAAUACCUAGAAGCAUUGGACUUUUCCUUUGGAACAUUAGAAGAUAUGGGAGACCUGAUGGCCCGGUUGAAUAGCACGUAUCAGGAACAUGGCGAGACCCUAACCCAUUACAUAUACCGUGUCGACCGGUUAAUAUAUAAAAUCGUGGAUAGAGGGGGUUUUAGUCCGGAUAUAGUAAAUGAGACGAGACUAAAGCAAGUGUUGAAAGGGGCCCUGACCAAUAACCCGGUCGCCCAAAGACUAAGAUGCACCAUGACUACUGCCAAACCCCCUACAUUGACCGAGUUGGUCAAAGAAGUAAAAAUAGAAGAGGUGCAAAUUGAGAACCAUGAAAAGUCUGUUAGAAAAGUUAAAGUAGUGUUGCCCACCCCUGAUACCAUCCCUCCUCCCAUGGAUGAUAGACUGGUAAAACUAAUUGAAGAACAAGAUAAAAUAAGAAGAUUGACCAAUUGA
This is a messenger RNA of Pseudophryne corroboree (corroboree frog), 996 nucleotides long. RefSeq names its product paraneoplastic antigen Ma1 homolog. The record is from RefSeq and is a predicted model, not a curated record. The coding region runs from base 1 to 996 and encodes 331 amino acids. The transcript has a single exon. NCBI's taxonomy places the organism in Eukaryota, Metazoa, Chordata, Amphibia, Anura, Myobatrachidae.